UUUAAACGCUCAAAACAAAAACAACAACAAUAAAAAAUUUCCAACAACUUUUGAAAUCAAAAUUUACCCAAAGAACCACAUUUAAUUAAUUCAUCCCAGUCAAGAAAUUGACAAAUUCCCCAAUAUUUUCAAAUUUUCAAUUCUUCAACUCUGCAGAUCAAUUAUCAUCAAAUAACGCGUUCAUAAAUCAUAAUCAUAUUAUAAUUAUAAUGUAACACCAGAUGUUGUCAUUACUCCUGGAGUCGUGAUGAGAGUCCUAUGUAUAUUGUUCUUCCUUUUUCUAUAAAAUCGUACACAUUUUCAUUACUCUAUUUUCCUCAUCCUACUCUCUUUCUCUAACUUUUUCACAAUAUUUAAAAUUUGAGAGAGAAGAGAGAGAGUAUACAAUCUCAAAAUCUCUUCUUUUUUAAUUUCUAACUUCUUUUCCCCCACUUUUUCUCACUCCGAGAUCUCCCAUUGUUCUUCUUUCAGCUCCUAAUUUACCCACCAGAUUUUAUUUAUGCUAUAAUAACGACAAUGGAGGUUACAAAUUAAGAGAAAAAGCUGUUGUAGAUGCAAGUUUCUCUAUAUCUUGGUGAAAUUUUGGACCUUUUUGUGCUUAAUUUACUGAUCAUCGAAUUCUUCGAAUUUAGUGAAGCAAAGGGUUUUUGAGGGUUUGAUUCUUAUCAUUUCUGGUUAUAUGAGUAGAUUUUUAAGUUUAGUGGUCACCAAUGAAAGCCUUUGAAUCAAUGUCAUUGAACAUAGAGAGGAGAUGGGCAUUUCCUCUUGUUAUAAGCUCAGUUAUAUGUGUGUUUCUCAUAGCAACAUGCUUCAACAUGGGUCUUCUUUCUUCAAUUCACACCAUAAAUGCCCUCAUAUCACACUACUCUAGAUCAUCCCCAAACCAAACAAAUCCUUUGUUUGUGGAAACAGUAGUAUCUCAGCCUCCUCCACCACCUCCUCCACCUCCACUCCCUCGAUUUGCGUAUUUGAUUUCCGGGUCAAAGGGUGAUGCGCAGAAGCUAUGGAGAACGUUGCAGGCAGUGUACCAUCCCAGAAAUCGAUAUAUUGUUCACUUGGAUUUAGAGUCUCCACCAGAAGAAAGACUGCAGUUUGCUGCACGACUCGACAGUGAUCCGCUGUUUGUUAAGAUUGGGAAUGUGCAUAUGAUCACUAAAGCUAACAUUGUCACUUAUAGAGGCCCUACUAUGGUUUCGACUACACUACAUGCUUGUGCCAUUCUUCUCAAGAAAUAUAAUGAUUGGGAUUGGUUUAUCAAUCUCAGUGCUUCUGAUUAUCCUCUAGUCACCCAAGAUGAUCUUAUAUACACAUUCUCAAAAUUAGAUCGGAAGCUGAACUUUAUUGACCAUUCUAGUAAGCUAGGUUGGAAGGAGGGUGGAAGGGCCAUGCCUCUUAUUGUAGACCCUGGGCUUUACUCAUCAACAAAAUCAGAUAUAUUCUGGGUUCACCCAAAGAGAAGUUUGCCGACAUCAUUCAAGUUAUAUACCGGUUCUGCAUGGAUGGCUCUUACCCAUGAAUUUGUGGAAUACCUCAUUUGGGGAUGGGAUAACCUACCUAGAACCAUGCUUAUGUACUACUCAAACUUUCUCUCCUCUCCAGAAGGCUACUUUCACACUGUCAUCUGCAAUGUACCUGAGUUUGCUAAAACCACCGUAAAUCAUGAUCUUCACUAUAUUGCUUGGGAUACACCACCAAGACAGCACCCACGUACUCUCACCUUAAAUGAUGCUGAUAAGAUGGUCACCAGCAAUGCUGCAUUUGCACGAAAAUGCAGGCAAGAUGAUCCUUUAUUGGAUAAAAUUGAUCGAGAAUUACUCGGUCGCGUAAAUGUGAGUGUUACUCCUGGACGCUGGUGUGGUGGAAAGCCACGUUGUACUAAAGUUAAAAACCCUAACAAGGUAAAACCAGGUCCUGGAGCUCAAAGACUUGGUCAGCUUAUAUCAGUAAUAGCUUCACCAGAAGCAUUUCAAACUAGGCAAUGUAAAUAGCUUUAUCAUGGAAGACUGACUUCCUUGCAUGUGGAUAUAUCACACAAGUAAAACAAAGUGCGGAGGUGUGUUUAUGUUUUGGCAGAUGAAGCGGAGAGAGCAACGGGUUUUUUACUUACCCUGUGCUCAAAUUUAUGCCGUUGGCAUCGCCGAUGUUGGGUUUUCUUUUCGUCUUGGGGGUGCUGACAGUGCAGUGAUUAGGCCAUAGCUGGUUGAGAUUUUUCACUGUUGUCAGAGUUAGGACUUUUAGAUUUUUGUAGAUUGGUGAAACAAUACAUACAUUUGAUCGCGUUAUCUCUGUGAUUCCGUGAAGUAUCCUUCCUCGAGUAAUAAUUCUUUACGGCUUAGUACAUAGAAGUAUCAUUUACUUCUGAAUUGUUUCGAAGAUUGAAAACUCAAAAGUGCCAUAUUUUUGUUGAGCAUUUUGUAUCUUUUGAUGCUUGAUGACACAAAUAUGGAGCCUUUCAUCUGGAAAUGAAUUUCAUGUCCAAGCAUGCAACUUCACUAAAUUCUGGUACUAUCAUGUUUGUAUUAGUGCUGAAGUGCUUUCAGUUUCAUCCAUAAUGAAUAUUCAAAUUGAUCGUGUUCA
Beta vulgaris subsp. vulgaris (sugar beet) is the source of this 2577-nucleotide messenger RNA. RefSeq names its product beta-glucuronosyltransferase GlcAT14B. Gene Ontology annotation, cellular component: membrane. Lineage: Eukaryota; Viridiplantae; Streptophyta; Magnoliopsida; Caryophyllales; Amaranthaceae. Gene Ontology annotation, molecular function: glucuronosyltransferase activity. Bases 711 to 1988 code for a protein of 425 amino acids. The record is from RefSeq and is a predicted model, not a curated record. The transcript has 5 exons.